UGAGGAGGAAGCUGCACUCCAUACUGCUCUGGAGAAAGAUGUAUCACACAUGGCCAUGAACGACAAGGACAACCUUCAUGAAGAAACACAGGUAAUGAAUUUUCUGGAAGCAUUUCCUGAGUUGAAAAGGAAGCUUGAGGAGCACAUCGAGAAGCUCCACAGCCUGGCUGACCACAUGGAUGAGGAGCACAAGAACUUUACCAUCGCCAAUGUGGUGACUGAUUCCACCAGUGCUACCUCUGGAAUCCUGGGCCUCCUGGGUCUAGUUCUGGCACCCUUCACAGUGGGGAGCAGUCUGGUGCUCUCAUUAGCUGGAUUAGGGCUGGGUGCAGUAACUACUGCAACUGAUUUUACCUCUAUGGUGGUGGAAGAAACAAGAAGGAGGUCAGAUGAAGAUGAAGCCAGGCGCCUGGUUUCAACUGCCAGAGACAUAACGAAGGAGGUUUCAGUGUUUCUGUUUAGGGUUUCAGGAAAGGCUCAUAGAACAUCCAAAGACAUCAUCAAAACACUGAAACAACUUGGGCAGCAUGUUCGUGCUAUCAAGGCAGCCAGAAUGAUUGCGACUGGAAGAGUCCCUGCCCAACAAGCUGGUCAGAUACGGCGUGCCUUUGAAGGCACUGCUGUGUCAAUGACCAGAGGAGCCCGGGUCAGAGGCGCAGUGUUUGGAGCUGCCUUCCUAGCACUGGAUGUUUAUAGCAUUGUAAAAAGCUCAAUGCAUUUGUGUGAGGGAGCAAAGUCAGGGUUGGCUGAAGUGCUGAGGCAGGUGGCUCAGGAGCUUAAUGACAAGUUGGAGGAACUCGUUGAAUUCCACAAGACUGUGUGCUCAGACUCGCCUCAGUGACUACCCCCCUCCAGCUUUGCAGUGGUCAGGACAGUUAACCUGUACAGAGGUGGGGGACAGUAGGGGCAUUUCAUUAGAGGAGGAAAGAGAGUGAGCUCAAGUCCAUGAAACAGAUCACUGAGGAGUUUGCGUUUUGUGGCUGAGCACAAGGUUAAUACAGAUAGUGGGUCAAAGAGAAGAUACAACUGCAGUCUGAAAUAAGGGAUGAGGGAAACUAGAGUGUAUAGGGAAUGGGACUAAAAGCACAUUGGGUGGAAACAGAGAGGGCUGUGCAGGUCAAGAGUGAGGAGCUCAGGAAAACUAAAGAGCUGAAGACAGGAGAAAGAUGGACUUAGCUCUGAACAUAGAGAAGACGCCACCAGCCCCUCCUCACAGGACGACUCCCC
Messenger RNA from Nannospalax galili (Upper Galilee mountains blind mole rat), 1227 nucleotides. RefSeq names its product apolipoprotein L3-like. The record is from RefSeq and is a predicted model, not a curated record. The transcript has a single exon. The annotation marks the transcript as partial. Gene Ontology annotation, biological process: lipid transport; lipoprotein metabolic process. NCBI's taxonomy places the organism in Eukaryota, Metazoa, Chordata, Mammalia, Rodentia, Spalacidae. Gene Ontology annotation, molecular function: lipid binding. Gene Ontology annotation, cellular component: extracellular region; membrane.